AUGGAUACCCAUCCGAUUAGACCAUCCCGGCGUACCUUAUUAACCACCAUCCCUCAUCCUAGGGCGAAAGAGGACGACCUCCUGAUACUGAAACCAGCAGCCUGGUUCGUAAAGUUGGUAGCUUUCCAAGCAGAACUCAUCUCUAACUGCUUAGAAUAUCUGUCAUCGACCCUCUUCUCUUUCCUGUCAACGUCUCUUGAGUCYGUUCACCGUGCCGAAGAAGUAAGGGAAAGUGCCGGGGUGGCUGUGCCAUCCCGCGUGGCCGACGGCAGCGGCAUCUUCUUGCGGAAGCUCGGCUUUGGGCUUGUUGGUGCUAUUUAUGCCGUUCUGCUUCUGACUGCUGUCAUGGUUUUGGCCAUUAUUGUUGGAGUUGGGUGGGUUCAGUGGUGGGUCGAGGAGCCUGUGUUCGUUCGAGAGCCUCUGCAUUUCGAUUACACUGAUGUUCAUCCCAGCGCAGUCUUCUCAUUCAGCGGUGGUUUACAAGGGAAUGUGAAAAGGGCGAUUCCAGCUGGGCACACCUUCUAUGUUUCGGUCGUGCUUCUGAUGCCGGAAUCCGAUUUUAACCGGCAAAUUGGCGUCUUUCAGUUGACUGCAGAGGUUCUAUCAGCAACUGGAGACGUUCUAGCAACAUCUAGUCAGCCAUGCAUGUUGCGUUUUAGAAGCCCCCCAGUUCGACUGAUGCGUACAUUUGUUAUGGGCAUACCCCUCACACUGGGGAUUUCAGGUGAGACGCAGAAGAUCACAGUAGAUGUACUGAAACACAUGGAGGGAAAACCAAGGACGGAGGCAAUCAGAAUAAGAUUAAAACCAAGAGCUGGAAUCACUUCUCUCCCAGAACUGUAUGAAGCUGAGAUCCUCGUAAAUUCCAAGCUUCCUUGGAGAAAAGAAUUCGUGUACAAUUGGAAAUGGACAUUUUACGUCUGGGCUUCCUUGUACGUUUAUAUAAUGCUUCUUGUAGUUCUUGCCUGUUGGUAUAAACCAUUUCUCUUCCCAACUGUAGCAACAGGUGUAGCUGGUCGAGAUCAAAGAAGUUGGUCCUUGGAAACAGAAAAGCAUCCACAAUCUAGAGACAGACGGGACGGGGAGAUCUCAGACACGUUGAGGAAAUGGCAACCAAUCAGAAGCAAGAGAAAGUCAUUGCUUCCACAUGGUGUGGUCUCGCCGGAAAAUGCUGCAGCUGGGUCCUCGACAACUAGCUUUACUGUUAACCCAGAAGAAGCGUGCGAAGUUGUCGAAGAUUCUGGUGGGUUUGGGGACUCUGAAUCUGUAUCAUAGGUGGUUGAUGAGCUGAUUAAGAACUGUCAGUUGAUGUUGCAAAACAUUGUAACUGCUACCACGUAAUUCUGUAAGAGGAGUUCGCU
Nelumbo nucifera (sacred lotus) is the source of this 1361-nucleotide messenger RNA. Its product is annotated as Putative adipose-regulatory protein (Seipin). The record is from RefSeq and is a predicted model, not a curated record. Gene Ontology annotation, cellular component: endoplasmic reticulum membrane. Lineage: Eukaryota; Viridiplantae; Streptophyta; Magnoliopsida; Proteales; Nelumbonaceae. Gene Ontology annotation, biological process: lipid droplet organization; lipid storage.